Chenopodium quinoa (quinoa) is the source of this 2357-nucleotide messenger RNA. Its product is annotated as ruBisCO large subunit-binding protein subunit beta, chloroplastic. Bases 172 to 1998 code for a protein of 608 amino acids. Gene Ontology annotation, cellular component: chloroplast stroma; cytosolic ribosome. The transcript is spliced from 15 exons. The record is from RefSeq and is a predicted model, not a curated record. Gene Ontology annotation, molecular function: ATP binding; ATP-dependent protein folding chaperone. Gene Ontology annotation, biological process: protein refolding. Lineage: Eukaryota; Viridiplantae; Streptophyta; Magnoliopsida; Caryophyllales; Amaranthaceae.
AAAUACCGGUUUUCCCUCAAUUUAAACCUAAUUUCUCUCAUUUUCCGGUUUUCGCUAAAACCUUACCUCUUCACUCACUCCCCUCUUCUCUCUGCUUCAGUAUUCACUCUCCAUUUCAAAGCUCCUCUUAUCCAUUUCUCCAUCUUCUGAAAUCUCACGGUUUCUGAACAAAUGGCAUCAACAUUCACGAGCAUGUCUGCAAUGGCUGCCCCUGGUGCCGCCCGUGUUAUGGAUAAGAAACCUUUGACCUCCGCAGAGAAACUAUCCUCAUUGGCGUCCAUAUCUUCUUCUAUUAAUUUAGGGAGACGAUCUAAUGCUGUUCUGCGGAAUUCACGUUCAGUAAAGAUCAACGCGAUGGCCAAAGAGUUGUAUUUUAACAAAGAUGGGUCUGCUAUCAAGAGGCUGCAAAGUGGGGUGAACAAGCUUGCUGAUUUAGUGGGGGUUACUUUGGGUCCUAAGGGUCGGAACGUUGUUCUAGAGAGCAAAUAUGGUUCCCCAAAGAUUGUCAAUGAUGGUGUUACUGUUGCUAAGGAGGUUGAGUUGGAGGACCCAGUUGAAAAUAUUGGGGCAAAAUUAGUGAGACAGGCGGCUGCUAAGACUAAUGAUUUGGCUGGAGACGGGACAACUACUUCUGUUGUCCUCGCACAAGGUCUGAUUGCAGAAGGGGUCAAGGUAGUUGCAGCAGGUGCAAAUCCUGUUCUGAUCACCCGAGGUAUUGAGAAGACUACAAAAGCACUAGUAGCUGAGCUUAAGUUGAUGUCAAAAGAGGUUGAAGACAGUGAACUAGCUGAUGUAGCUGCUGUCAGUGCUGGCAACAACCAUGAAGUAGGAAAUAUGAUUGCUGAAGCAAUGAGCAGAGUUGGUAGGAAAGGUGUUGUGACUCUUGAAGAAGGAAAAAGUGCCGAGAACAGUCUCUAUGUUGUUGAAGGAAUGCAGUUCGAUCGGGGUUAUAUUUCACCUUAUUUUGUUACUGAUGCUGAGAAAAUGACAGUGGAGUAUGAGAACUGCAAGGUGCUUCUAGUUGACAAAAAGAUUACAAAUGCAAGGGAUUUGGUUAACAUCUUGGAAGAUGCCAUUAGGGGAAGUUACCCAGUACUAAUAAUAGCCGAGGAUAUUGAACAGGAAGCUUUGGCUACCCUUGUUGUGAAUCGGUUGAGAGGUUCUUUGAAAAUUGCAGCACUCAAGGCUCCUGGAUUUGGUGAACGUAAAAGUCAGUAUCUUGAUGACAUUGCCAUCCUUACAGGAGCAACUGUUAUUCGAGAUGAAGUUGGUCUCACACUUGACAAAGCUGACAAGGAGGUUUUAGGUCAUGCUGCCAAAAUAGUUCUAACAAAGGAUUCAUCCACAAUUGUGGGUGAUGGAAGCACUCAAGAAGCUGUGACAAAACGGGUUGGACAAAUAAAGAAUCAAAUUGAGGUUGCUGAGCAAGAAUAUGAGAAGGAAAAGCUUACGGAGAGAAUCGCAAAACUUUCUGGUGGAGUGGCUGUUAUUCAGGUUGGAGCACAAACUGAAACAGAGUUGAAAGAAAAGAAGCUGAGAGUUGAAGACGCCCUUAAUGCAACAAAGGCGGCGGUUGAAGAAGGAAUUGUUGUUGGAGGUGGAUGCACUCUACUUCGUCUUUCAUCUAAAGUGGAUGCUAUUAAGGAUCAACUUCAAAAUGUUGAGGAAAAGGUUGGGGCAGAUAUUGUUAAAAGAGCAUUAAGCUAUCCCUUGAAGUUGAUUGCUAAAAAUGCUGGUGUAAAUGGAAGUGUAGUCAGUGAAAAGGUGCUGUCAAGUGACGACACAAGAUAUGGAUAUAAUGCUGCCACUGGACAGUAUGAGGACUUGAUGUCUGCAGGAAUCAUUGAUCCAACAAAGGUUGUGAGAUGCUGUUUGGAGCAUGCAUCUUCAGUAGCAAAAACAUUUUUGAUGUCAGAUUGUGUAGUUGUUGAUGUCAAGGAACCUGAGCCACCAGUGUCUGUUGGAAGUCCGAUGGAUAAUUCAGGAUUCGGUUACUAAACACAGCUUUGAGUAGUUUCAAGGAGACAGAGAGACGUUUGAUGAAGCUAGGGUGUCAGUUUUGUAAAUCAAUUGAUUGUUUAGAGGAAAUUAUGCUGUAAGGUGGUAGUUUUUUUGGCGAGGACUGGUUACAUGAAUUUGCUGUUUAGUUGUAAACUUGCGGGAACUUUAUUCAAUGGAGUAAAAUAAAUGUUUUUGGUCAUUGUGCUUUUCCUCAAAUUUAUAGAGAUGCAACUGUGCAUGUGUUGCUGCAUAAUUGUUGAAUGUAUGCUGCAAUCUUUUCACAGACGGUCAUCGUGCUGGUCGAUGUCCCACACGGCCACACUUGGCAGCUUUGGGGUUGGAUUGUAUUUGUACUU